Molecule: messenger RNA, 870 nt
Organism: Trichoderma harzianum CBS 226.95
Lineage: Eukaryota; Fungi; Ascomycota; Sordariomycetes; Hypocreales; Hypocreaceae
Exons: 1
Coding region: 50-496 (148 amino acids)
Source: RefSeq, a predicted model, not a curated record
ACCGAUUAUUUAAAGUUUCUAGCAAAAAUCACCUCCACACUACUACAAGAUGUCUAGACGGCUCACAAUGACAACCAUCGCCGGUGUAAGCAUGGUUGGUGUCAUUUUCUAUGCCACACGGAAAAACGAAUCCAAAACAGACAAUUCGCAAAUACGGAGAAACAAAGCUCAAGAAACACGCGAGCUCGGGCUGGGUAGUGCAGGUGUUGGGGGCAACAGAAUGACCGGCGGCCCAAGCAAUGCUGCAGCACCUUCAGGAUCCGAAAGAGAUUCUCAAAGUGGCCAAGUCCAGCUGCCAACUGGCGGUGUUGGCGGCGGCGAAGCCUCGAGUAAAUCGGAUCACUUCAGAUUACAUACAACUUCAAUUUUGAGCGGUGGAGGCAAGGGAACUGCCAGUCGGGAGGAUCACGAAGGAUACCAUGACACGAAAGGCAUUAGCAAGAUGGGCUCCGAAAUUCCAUCAAAGAAAGGCCCUGCCGAUACUUCAGAACACUAGUUGGCCGGUUGCAAAAAAGUUGUCACGUAUCAAUCAAUGGCGUCUGGAUGAACGCCUUUUGCUUCAUCGGCUUUCUGACCUUAUCGUUGGGCAUCUGUGUGAUUCUUGCAUAGCACGUCAAGUGGCUUCUGUAUACGAAAUUCACGCCAUUCUGUAUCAAAUCAGUACGCUCAAGGAUUAUCCGUAAAUGGAUAAUUUUCAGUACUUAGCGAUGUCCAGCUGCCAUCAUACAUAGGGUGUCCUUCUUGGACCUAAUCAUCCACUGGUGAUAGAUAGUACGCAGAUUUAGUGCUGCAGAUCAGCAAGUAACAAUAAUCUCAAGGCUCGCGUCAUGAUCACCAAUACACUACUUUAGCACAUGAAUUCAACUGCAC